AUGCAGCUAUCACCUAGUGCCUGUUAUACUCUUCUCGUCUUAAUCCUGGGAAAACACUCCGCAGAUUGUAAUGUUUGCAGUAACAGCUUUCGAAUCGCUGAUUAUGCCUUGUUGGGUCACGUUUUAAAAACAGUGAGAUCGCAAACGUUUGAAGGGUGCCUAUUUACCUAUGAGCGGGAUCCAAGAUGUUUCAGCGUAAAUUUCUAUGCGGUAAGAGCGUCCUGUGAGAUGAACCUUGGUACACGAGAGGAUUUUGAAACAGACUUUAUGCCAACAAGAGGAUCUUCAUACAUAAGUAUGGUUUUUCGCCAAUUUGAUCCUUGUGUGACUUUUAAGGCGUGUAGGAAUGGAGGCCACUGUGAGCCCUAUCCCGUAACCCGCUGCGUUUGCCUCGAGGGAUUCUCUGGUUCCUUAUGUGAAGGUGUGUACGAAUAGGAUAAAUUAUGUGCAAAUCAUCUUACCUAAGAUAAUUUUUGUUGUUUAGAGACGCAUCAAUUUGGUUUCUCAUCCAAGAAGCCUUCCCAUUUUAAAGAUCCCAUUUCCCCUCUCCAGACUACCUCUCGGCUCGCUUCCCUCGCCGGUGUUUUUUUUUUUUUUUGCCCACUCCAAUUUUUUUCUCCUUUUUCCUCCAAUGCAGAGCCUGGUCCCAGGCUAUGAUUUGUGGGAAGGAACCCUUCUUUCCCAGCAAGUGUUAAGCGUUUUGACUGGUCAGGACCAUUGAUCUCCCGAAAAAACAUUAGGCAUGGAGGUUUUUUAGAGAUGUUUAUUUCAUUGAUAUGUUUUUUUUAUCCCACUUUUCUGAAUGGAAUCAACGGAUUCUUGAGCCCUAUCAUUUUACAGUUUCAAUACCAGUGCCCCUCGGUUUAGAGAGUGGUUCAUUCAAAGACGAAGACAUCUCAGCAUCCUCUUUUAGACCUGGGUAUGAGGCGUAUAACGCAAGGCUUAAUGGUCACUCAUGCUGGAGACCGCUGUCCGAUGAUACACAACACUAUUUGACCAUUGCCACACAAAGCAUAGUAAAUCUGACUGGAAUUGCUACUCAAGGGGCGAGUUAUGAAGCAUGCUGGGUCACGCAAUACUCUUUGCAAUACUAUGAUGGACUAUCGUGGACUCAAUACCUUGUUGAUGGAAAUAAAAUAGUAAGUUACAUAACAAUCUUUGUUUUUCUACGUAAUGAUUGUCGUUUCCAAUAACACUGUAUUCAGUGUGCAUUGCUAUACAGUUUAAAUCAUAAUCAUAUACCGUAAAAUUCCGAAAAUAAGCCCCUCCAUGUAUAAGCCCCUCCAAAUAUAAACCACCCAAACCGGUAACGCAAAAAACCCUCGGUUAAAUCGCCCCUCUAAAUAUAAGCCCCCCGGGGGCUUCUACUUGGAAAAUUGCCCUCAAAUACAAAGUAAAACAAAGCAAAUCAGUAAAUUUACUUCCAACUAUAAAGCUAGCCCAAUCGAUUUUGAAACCGCGCAAAUUUCCCUCCGUAGAUAAGCCCCUCCGAAUAUAAGCCCCUCCAAAAAUAAGCCCCUCAAAAAGGGCCUUUGAAAAAUAUAAGCCCGGGGGCUUAUUUUCGGAUUUUUACGGUAUUUCCAUUCCCCUAGAUGCCAUUAGGAGAUUUUCCGUAAGUCUCUCAGCAAUCUGUGAGCACGUUUUCCUACAUGCACCCUAAAACUAAGAACAAUAUGGAACUUCUUUGGAUCAUUUGUAAUAAAAUGAAUCCAAGAAAUUCAGGACAGUCCUAAAAAAUAAACAUUUGAUAUUUACCGAUUGGACUUAGGAUUGGAUUUCGGGAGUGUCCCAUGGUAUUUUUUGGUCUUUGAUGUAAAUGAACGCCGAGUUUUCCCUCGUGAAAUUAGAAUAUAAAUCAGCAUGGCAUACCCUUUGUUGUACUUACAGGACUUCGAUGGCAACAAGGACCAAAGUUCUGUUGAAAAACACGAGAUGCAGCCGUUUAGAGCUAUAGUGUUGAGGUUGUACCCGAGUGCAUGGCAUCAGUGCAUCGCCUUACGAAUGGAACUCUAUGGAAAAAGACUGCGGUCUAAAUAG
This is a messenger RNA of Porites lobata, 2037 nucleotides long. The record is from the annotation of a GenBank genome assembly. Lineage: Eukaryota; Metazoa; Cnidaria; Anthozoa; Scleractinia; Poritidae.